Messenger RNA from Caenorhabditis elegans, 1006 nucleotides. RefSeq names its product G-protein coupled receptors family 1 profile domain-containing protein (gene F41H8.1). The coding region runs from base 15 to 965 and encodes 316 amino acids. Gene Ontology annotation, cellular component: membrane. Gene Ontology annotation, biological process: G protein-coupled receptor signaling pathway; signal transduction. Lineage: Eukaryota; Metazoa; Nematoda; Chromadorea; Rhabditida; Rhabditidae. The record is from RefSeq and is marked reviewed. Gene Ontology annotation, molecular function: G protein-coupled receptor activity. The transcript has 4 exons.
AGACUAAACGAGUCAUGACAAGCAAUCAGUUUGACAUGGGCACGUUCUCCAAUGAGGUUUACCUCGGAACCUAUUUCCUUAUUCUCUUGUUGCAAGUUUGCUGCGCAGGUAUCAAUGGAUUCAUCAUUGUGCUUUUUGUGAAACUACCCGCCCUCCGCCGGAACAAGCACCUCCGACUGGUCUCCUAUCUUUCUGUUGGCGAUUGUCUUACCGCAAUCGCAGAAGCUCCGUAUAUAAUUUAUAUGAUAGUUAACUGGAAUUCGGUCAUGCUUGACUUUAACCCGAUGUAUAUACUUAUUUCCUCAGUACCCCUGCCGAUGCAACUGAAAAUAUCGGCAACUAUUACGAUUGGAAUCGCGUUGAGCAGAUAUUUGGCAGUAUUUUUCCCUACUCAAUUCCGGAAAACGGAGCAAAGCUGCUUUUCUGAAAUCGUGUUAGCUGUUGCAAUAUUGCUCGGAAUUUUCGAUGCAAUUUUAUCGUUUGCGCUGUCCCCGCCAAUUAGAAUGCCAAAUUGCGGAACUAGUGGUUGCUUUGUCAGUGAUCAAUUCCGAUACUACUGGGGAAUUUCCAAUAUGGUUCUGGGCUUCAUUGUGAUCCUGCUUUCCGUCAGCUUCUUCUUCAAAAUAAAGGCUGUAAAAAGGAAGACGCCGAAUAUGGGAAAUUCGAAGCUUCAGCAGCACAAAUUCCAGCAGGCUAAUAGAACUUCGACUGGAAUUCUCGUGUCCUCUAUGCUAUUUCUCACGACGCCAAGCGUGUGCGUUGGGUUGGUUGAGCUUAUGGGUUACUCCAUAUUCAGAUUGGUGGGCCCAUUUUAUUCAGCGAGCUUGAUGUCUAGCGGGAUUUGCAACGGUAUUAUAUUUAUCGGGUGUAAUGGAGAUGCCAGGCAAUUACUCGGAAGAAAACCUAAACAAACUCUAACUCACACGAUGUCGGUUGCACCAAAAUCUGUGAUUAUUAGAUAUUGAUAAUUUUUUUAAACGCUCUUUAUUAAAUAAAAACAAACUUG